UAUUCAGCAUGGUACAGCCCAGUGGGAUUUGCCAGGGAAGCAGUCGCCAGUGGAAAAUGGUCACGCAUAAGAAAGUGAAAGAGGGCAAGAAAAUCUGGGAAUUAAUGAUUUGAAAAAAAAAACACCCGGAAAAUGGUUUUGGAUCGCGCUCUGGUCGCUGCCAAGAACGGCGAUCUCCGAGCGCUGCAAGAGUUACAGAAGCAGGGGUUGAUCCAUCGGAAAGUGACCGACCAUCUCGGAGCUUCUCCGGUCCAUCACGCCGCCCGCUCCGGCAAACUGAACGCUCUGAAAUUCCUGGUGGACGAAGCGAAACUCCCCGGGAACAAGAAAGCCAAGAACGGGGCAACUCCGGCGCACGACGCAGCGGCCACCGGCAAUUUGGUCUGUUUGCAAUGGCUGCUCCGCUCAGGGGGCUGUCAGUUACAGGAUAAAGACAGUUCCGGAGCUACGGUUCUGCACCUCGCUGCAUGGUUUGGGCAUCAAGAUAUCACGGAGUGGUUAUUAAAAGGUAGAGACAGCGACCCAACAGCAGCAACAGACACCGGAGCACUUCCUGUGCACUACGCUGCUGCCAAAGGUGACCUCCCGUCGCUACGACUGCUGCUCGGACACCGUCCCAAUGUUGUAAAUACACAAAUGAAAAAUGGUGCCACUCCCCUAUAUUUGGCCAGCCAGGAAGGUCACCUGGAGGCUGUCCAAUACCUUGUGAAGGAAUGCGGAGCCGAUCCACAUCUCCGCGCCAACGAUGGGAUGACUGCACUCCACUCGGCAGCACAGAUGGGACACAAUACUGUAAUUGUCUGGCUGGUAAGCUUUUCGGACAUUAGUCUGUCGGACCAGGAUGACGAAGGUGCCACAGCUAUGCACUUUGCUGCCAGUCGAGGACAUGCCAAGGUUCUCAGCUGGCUAUUGCUACACGGAGGUGAGAUCGUCACAGACAACUGGGGUGGCACCCCGUUACACGAUGCUGCAGAGAACGGGGAACUAGAGUGUUGUCAAAUCUUAGUGGUCAAUGGUGUAGACCUGGCUGUUCAUGAUCAUGAUGGCUACACAUCUGCAGACCUAGCUGAGUACAAUGGACACGGUCAAUGCGCCAAGUACCUCAAGACCGUUGAGAACAUGAGUGUGGAGCACCGGGUCUUGUCUCGGGACCCGUCCAUGGAUCCUGAGUACAAGCAGACCGACUCGGGAAUGUCGUCCCCCAACACCACCAUCUCAUCGGAGCAGCAAGCCAGGUUUGACCUGGGCUCACCUCCCAGCACACUGUCCAACUACGAUUCCUGCCACUCGAGCCACUCGAGUACGAGAGAGAAGAGGAGCAGCCGGCAGGACCAGAGCCAAGGGCAAGGGCACGGACAAGACAUGGACACGUACAUGGACAUGUUGAAUCCAGAGGUGAGCCAGCGGAAGAGCAUGGCAGCUGGAAACAAGGGUCCUCCACCACCUCCCACCUUCCCUGCACCACCUCCGCCGGUGACCUCCGACCCUCCGCCACCACCCCCAACCUACCCAGCACCAGUGCCCCCGGAGGCAAACCCUUCUUCAGAAACGAGCGUGCAGGCGAGGAGUGAUCUUCGACGCGUUGACAAUGAAGCGCCAAAAAGACAUGAGUUAAACCCCAAUGAGAUAAAUCCAAGUAGAUUGCGGAGGGUAGAAUCAAAUCGGAAGUCAAGAAGUUUCAACAAAGAACCCAGCACAGCAGAUUACUACAAGAGUCUAGGAAACGACACAGUGGAAACCAGUCGGAUGGCACCCAAUGAGGAGGGUUCUUUUGUACCUCAGGAGGUGCUGAGGAAUGGAAGCGUUCCAGAAAACCAAACAACCAAUGAAAUACCUGCUCCUCCACCCCCUCCCCCACUCCCUGAAAGCGGGUCAGUCCCUCCACCCCCACCCCCUCCAUUGCCAACAGAGACCCCGCAGCCCAGCAACCAUCAGCGCAGGCCUUCAUCAUCUGGGGGAAGUACAAAAUCUUUCAACAUGAUGUCCCCUACUGGUGAUAACUCUGAGUUACUGGCUGAGAUCAAAGCUGGGAAAAACCUGAAGCCGACUGCGCAGAGUAAAGGAUGUACUGUGGUCUAUGCAAGCUCUGGGACAAUACCUGAACACCCGAGCACAAAGCGUCAGGGUGCCAGUCCAACUGAACCGGUUCUAAAUGGCAUUGCAAUGCCGCAAACAACUACGCUGGAUGUUGAGUCUCUCAUCCCAACUUAUGAUGAGCAGGGAGCCCCGAUCCCAGAGUGGAAGAGGCAGGUGAUGGCGCGGAAACUGCAGGUUAAGAUCCAGGAGGAGGAAGAACAGAAACGUAGAGAAGACCAGGAAGCAGCUCGUUUCGCUAAUAUGCCGGCAUGGAAGAGAGAUAUAGUGAAAAAGAAACUGGAUGAAGAAAGGGAGCAAAAGAGGAAAGAGGAGGAGAAGUUGAAGAAGGAUGAAGAAGAUAAAAUGAAGGAACAGUCGGAGAAGCUGCGGACUCUUGGUUACGAUGAAUCGAAACUGGCACCUUGGCAACGACAACUCAUCCUGAAGAAAGGAGACGUAGCAAAGCAGGAAUAAGACUCACCCUUGGAGUAUUCUUCCACUUCUGCUGUAGCGUAGAUUGUGCUGUUCAGUAGGAGACGGAUCUGAAGGUUUAAUUCACUGCUAAACAUGCUGGGGCAGCGCAGCAGAGCCAAUUGCUAGUUAGAAGCUCUUUCUUCAGGUCGUAUCACCCCAUGUAAUUCACAAGCCAACAUCCCCAGUUUGAGGAGAUUCUUUCAUGCUUUAACCUGCUCUCGCACCUCUGUCACACUUGUCCUAUUAUUCCCUACUUAUUCCUCAGCAUUCCCUUGUUAAUUGCUUGGGCACAAUGAUUUGUGUGGGACGAAUGAUCCAGAGCUGUCUACUAUUGUGGUGAUAAUAGUCUGUAGAUCUGCAAUCAAAAAAAAACCCAGUUAUGAUACGAUGUUUUCCAGGUAUAAUAUCAAUCCUAUUUCCAUCAGUAAAAUGACAGUACAAUUACAGAUUAUGGGGAGCGUUAUAUAAACUGGUCCAAAGCACAGUGUUGCACGUUAAGCCUAUUAGUUAAUUGAUUCAGUUUGUGUUUGUCAAAGAGCAGGGUAAUGUGAAGCUUUAUUAACACACGCGCUGACUCAGUUGGCGAGUGCACCACCCAACUGUAGAACAGAGACAAACAAGCCAGGACGAUUCCUGGCCCAGUCUGUGGCGUGCUAGCUGAUCUCAGCUGGGUCUGCUAUAGGUCACACUGCUAGGGUUAUACUCAGCACCUCAGGGAUGGUGAUGGAAAAAAUCAGUUGGCGAGGUUUCCAACUCGUGAUGCCUCUUAUAGACGUUGAGUGUGUGCAUCCCAGCAGGAUUAGUUGUGAUGCCUGCCAUGGUCUGUCACUACCCAGGGCCACAUAUGAGAAUGGCACUGUAGCCAUGCGUGAACCUAGGUGGCGAGUAAGGAUGGACUGUAUGACUGCAGCUGCCUCUCAACCAAUGUGAGGAGGGUGUCUGCUGCCUGUGGCUCCAUGCCUCGGAAUCAGCACUGACAGGACAGGAGAAAGAUGUCAAUCACCAGACAAUAUGUGAACUUGUAAUGCACCUCUUAUUCUAGUACAGCAGUCAUGGGCACCUGAAACAAGUUAAUUAAAUUGAGAAAACGUGAAAACCUUACUGAACAGCACUACUCACUGUUAGACAUCUAAUAAGAUUGGACGAUGGAAUGGUUUACCUCCAAGCAGCGAUGACAUGAUAGACAAACACAAUUGUAGGAACUCCUCUUUGAACCCUGGAACAUUGCUUAUCUAUCAAUCUUGUAUAUAAUUGAGGAAUGACCACUUAAUUUUCCCAAUGUGUAGGAUACCUGUUCUCCAGACAUUAUUGUGUACGCAGGGGAUGUAUCUCUUGUAAAGAAAUGCGCCUGAUGUUAUUUACAACACAGUUUGUGGAAUGUUAUAUAUUUUCUUGGAUGCCAUAACAAUGUAAUGGAAAGAAGUGGUGCAGAUGUUAUUGCCAUUAGCCUAUUUUCCACAUCUGAAGAUCUUUGUGCGCCCAUUUUAUUUCCAUCCCCCUGUGCGGUUAGUUUCUCAGCAGCUGUGUCUCCAUUUUCUGAAAGGUCUUAACCAUUUAAAA
This is a messenger RNA of Carcharodon carcharias (great white shark), 4110 nucleotides long. It is a transcript of the gene espn, whose product is annotated as espin. Gene Ontology annotation, biological process: actin filament bundle assembly. The record is from RefSeq and is a predicted model, not a curated record. Bases 133 to 2550 code for a protein of 805 amino acids. The transcript is spliced from 14 exons. Gene Ontology annotation, molecular function: actin filament binding. Lineage: Eukaryota; Metazoa; Chordata; Chondrichthyes; Lamniformes; Lamnidae. Gene Ontology annotation, cellular component: cytoplasm.